This is a messenger RNA of Pistacia vera, 1306 nucleotides long. RefSeq names its product COMPASS-like H3K4 histone methylase component WDR5A. Gene Ontology annotation, molecular function: histone binding. The coding region runs from base 155 to 1105 and encodes 316 amino acids. The transcript is spliced from 2 exons. NCBI's taxonomy places the organism in Eukaryota, Viridiplantae, Streptophyta, Magnoliopsida, Sapindales, Anacardiaceae. The record is from RefSeq and is a predicted model, not a curated record. Gene Ontology annotation, cellular component: Set1C/COMPASS complex.
UGAAGGUGUUUGUAUCAACUAUCAAGUUCCCCGCCAAAUAAACACUGAGCGGGAACAGUCGUCAAAACUCUCCAGCCACCCAUCUCAAUCCCAAAUCGUUCCUUAAUUUCUCAGCCUCAAAACCCCUCUUAAAACCUCUUUAUCAAUAAUUACAAUGUCGACGGACCCAAUCGAAUCCUUCAAACCCUACACUUUAACCCAAACCCUAACCGGCCACCACCGCGCAAUCUCCUCCGUCAAAUUCUCCUCUGACGGCCGCCUCCUCGCCUCCUCCUCCGCUGACAAGUCUCUUCUCGCCUACUCCGUCUCCAAUAUUUCCAAUUCCGAUUCUACCCCGCUCCAACAAUUCUCCGGCCACGAACAAGGCGUCUCCGACCUCGCAUUCUCCUCCGAUUCCCGCUUUCUCGUCUCCGGCUCCGACGACAAGAACCUCCGUCUAUGGGACGUCGCCACCGGCUCCUGCCUCAAAACCCUCCAGGGUCACACUAAUUACGUGUUUUGCGUUAACUUUAACCCUCAGUCUAACAUGAUUGUCUCCGGUUCUUUUGACGAGACCGUUCGAAUUUGGGACGUUAAAAGCGGAAAGUGUCUCAAGGUUUUACCUGCCCAUUCCGAUCCCGUCACUGCCGUUGAUUUUAAUCGCGACGGCUCGCUGAUUGUCUCAAGCAGUUACGAUGGUUUGUGCAGAAUUUGGGAUGCCGGCACCGGACAUUGUAUGAAGACACUUAUUGAUGAUGAGAAUCCGCCUGUUUCGUAUGUUAAAUUUUCACCAAACGGAAAGUUUAUUCUCGUCGGGACUCUCGAUAAUACUUUAAGACUUUGGAACUUCUCAACGGGAAAAUUUUUGAAGACAUACACUGGCCAUGUGAAUUCAAAGUUCUGCAUUUCAUCGUCCUUUUCCGUGACAAGUGGGAAAUAUAUAGUUAGUGGUUCAGAAGAUAAUUGUGUAUAUUUAUGGGAGCUUCAGUCCCGGAAAGUACUUCAAAAAUUGGAAGGUCACACUGACACUGUUAUAUCAGUAGCAUGUCACCCCACUGAGAACAUGAUAGCCUCGGGUGCACUUGGCAGUGACAAGACUGUGAAGAUCUGGACGCAGAAGGAAUAGAUUGCUUCUCAGUUAAUCAUUAUGUAAUGUGAUUGCAAUUUUUUUUUGGAAGUGAAGAUAUGGAUUGCUCAUGAACCUGAAACAUGUGCUUCUUUCUUGACACAUAUCUUUGCUGCAAAAGAUUCUUAUCUUGUAACUUAGUUCUGUAAACUACCCCUUCCGGGCCUUUAUUAUAGAACUUCCCUUCUGUUGAGAUGAAUA